CACCAAUAGAGAUUCCUAAUGUUUUCUGCCAUUGGUACUCAAAUCUAAGCCAUCUCCUCUAUAUAUACCCCAUUCCCAAUUCCACACUCUUCACUUACAAUAACUCCCUCUUCCCUUUUCACAUCUGAACACCAGCACCUCUUUCAUGGCUUCCUUGGCCUUUUCAUCUCCAGGCUGCUUUCUGUCGCAGUCAUCGUUUCAAACGGUUUCAAACAGUAAGUCUGAACCAAGUUUUCCCUCCGGGAAGGCCAUGUUUGCAGCCAGGAAACACGACAACACUAGAGCUUCAACAGUCACAAAUAUUUCAAGCCCACAACGGCCAGUGGUUGCCCCAUUGCAGGAAAACGAAAAUCCUUCGAACCAGAAUCAUGUCGCAUGGACAAGCGUUAAACAAGAACGAUGGGAAGGAGAGCUGGCUGUACAAGGAGAAAUACCCCUAUGGCUGAAAGGGACAUACCUAAGAAAUGGUCCUGGGCUGUGGCACAUCGAAGACUACAACUUCCGGCACCUCUUUGAUGGCUAUGCCACUCUCGUGAAGCUGCACUUUGAGAAUGGCCGCUUGAUCUUCGGCCACCGGCAGAUUGAAUCUGAGGCUUAUAAAGCUGCAAAGAAGAAUAAAAAGCUGUGUUAUCGAGAGUUCUCAGAAGUUCCAAAAACUGGUAACUUCAUAUCGUACAUUGGGGAUCUUGCAAAGCUCUUCUCCGGUGCAUCUCUGACUGACAACGCCAACACCGGCGUGGUUAAACUCGGCGACGGACGAGUUGUGUGCUUGACGGAGACCCAGAAGGGUUCCAUAAUUAUCGACCCGGAUACACUGGACACGCUGGGGAAAUUUGAGUACAGGGACAAAUUGGGGGGUUUGAUUCAUUCGGCUCACCCCAUUGUCACUGACGCAGAGUUUUUAACGUUGUUGCCAGAUUUGAUCAACCCGGGGUACUGGGUGGUGAGGAUGGAGCCGGGGAGUAACGAGAGGAAGGUGAUUGGAAGAGUAAACUGCCGUGGCGGCCCGGCGCCUGGCUGGGUUCACUCGUUUCCGGUGACUGAACAUUAUGUGGUGGUUCCUGAGAUGCCAUUGCGGUACUGUGCGCAGAAUUUGCUGAGGGCUGAGCCCACGCCGCUGUACAAGUUCGAGUGGCACCCUGAGUCUAGAGGAUUCAUGCAUGUUAUGUGCAAAACCAGCGGCAAAAUUGUGGCAAGCGUGGAAGUGCCAUUGUUUGUGACAUUCCAUUUCAUCAAUGCAUACGAAGAGAAAGACGAAGAUGGAAGGGUGACAGCAGUUAUAGCUGAUUGCUGUGAACACAAUUCUGACACAACAAUUCUUGAUAAGCUUAGACUGCAAAACCUCCGCUCGUUCAAUGGCACUGAUGUACUGCCGGAUGCCAGAGUUGGCAGGUUCAGAAUACCAUUAGAUGGGAGUCCAUUUGGGAAGUUGGAGGCUGCAUUGGAACCAGAUGAACAUGGGAGAGGAAUGGACAUGUGCAGCAUUAACCCUGCUUAUCUGGGCAAGAUGUACAGAUAUGCCUACGCCUGUGGAGCUCGACGUCCAUGCAACUUCCCCAACACCCUCACUAAGCUUGAUUUUGUGGAGAAAAAGGCCAAGAAUUGGUAUGAUGAGGGAGCUGUCCCCUCGGAGCCUUUCUUUGUGGCUCGGCCUGGGGCAACUGAGGAAGACGAUGGUGUUGUAAUCUCCAUGAUCAGUGAAAGAGAUGGAGGUGGUUAUGCAUUGUUGCUGGACGGAACCACAUUUGAAGAAAUUGCGAGGGCAAAGUUCCCGUACGGUCUUCCUUAUGGGUUGCAUGGAUGUUGGGUUCCAAAAAUCUAAAUCUAUCUACUGAGUGAGAGUAGGCGUGAGAUCAAUCUUUCUUAUGAAUAGCUCUAUCGUGUUACCAGUGUGAUGUUAUUCUGAAUGUAUUGUUCCGAUUAUGUAAAGCUUGUGCAAAUAAUAAAUGAUUGACUACUAAU
Molecule: messenger RNA, 1962 nt
Organism: Mangifera indica (mango)
Lineage: Eukaryota; Viridiplantae; Streptophyta; Magnoliopsida; Sapindales; Anacardiaceae
Product: carotenoid cleavage dioxygenase 8 homolog B, chloroplastic
Exons: 6
Coding region: 146-1822 (558 amino acids)
Biological process (GO): carotene catabolic process
Cellular component (GO): chloroplast
Molecular function (GO): carotenoid dioxygenase activity
Source: RefSeq, a predicted model, not a curated record